Meyerozyma guilliermondii ATCC 6260 is the source of this 297-nucleotide messenger RNA. RefSeq lists its product as uncharacterized. Gene Ontology annotation, molecular function: beta-tubulin binding. Gene Ontology annotation, cellular component: microtubule cytoskeleton; cytosol. The record is from RefSeq and is a predicted model, not a curated record. The transcript has a single exon. Lineage: Eukaryota; Fungi; Ascomycota; Pichiomycetes; Serinales; Debaryomycetaceae. Bases 1 to 297 code for a protein of 98 amino acids. Gene Ontology annotation, biological process: tubulin complex assembly; post-chaperonin tubulin folding pathway.
AUGGCUCCUACUAAAUUGGAGAUCAAGGUUAAUGUUGUGAAACGACUUUUGAAAGAGUCGAAACUAUAUGACGAGGAAGCUUCCGACCAAGAGAAAGCUCUCUCUGAUAUGAAGGAAAGACAUGAAGAUCCAUACUUGAUUCAUAAACAAGAAGUGCUUUUGAAGGAAGCCCAAAUGAUGAUCACUGAAAUAAGGAAAAAGGUUGAAGAUCAGAGAACUAAUCUCGCAAAGUACUUAGACAACUACGACGGUGAUGAAGAUACCAGUGAAGCUAGAGCAUUGAUCGGGGUAAACUGA